Messenger RNA from Eimeria tenella, 1527 nucleotides. Its product is annotated as PHD-finger domain-containing protein, putative. Lineage: Eukaryota; Apicomplexa; Conoidasida; Eucoccidiorida; Eimeriidae. The record is from RefSeq and is a predicted model, not a curated record. The annotation marks the transcript as partial. The transcript has 4 exons.
AUGUUCAGAGCUUGGUGCCCUCAGCAGUGGAAGAGACACAGUAGCAGCAGCUGCUGCAGCAGCAGUAACAGCAACAGCAGCAGCAGCAGCAGCGACGACGAGACACUUCUUCCGGUGUACGCGCAGUCCUACAUAGACAGUUUAGACGCCCGAGGGCGCGACGCCCUUUGGGCCCGCCUGGGACAGCAGCAGCAGCAGCAGCAGAAGCAGCAGCACCAGCAGCAGCAGCGUGGGGACUUGAGCCCCGACGCUGCUGCUGCUGCUGCUGCUGCGGACAAACUGCUGCUUCCAGUGCGUCCUGCACAUGUGCUGCCGCCGCUCUUCGGCUACUAUGGAUCGCCGGAGGAUUGCGAGCAGCAGCAGCAGCAGCAGCUGGUGGUGUCCCCCGUGCCUCCUGCUGCAGCAAACAGCCGCCCCGAAGAUGCAGCAAAACGCACAGGGAUCCCCUUGGCCUUAGAGUACAACAGGGAAGCAGGUUUGCUGCUGCCGCUGCGGGGACUGGAGCUGCUGCAGCAGGAGAUGCAGCGAGUUACUAUUGCUGCAGCAGCAGCAACACCCACGGCUACGGAGGCAGCAGCAGCAGCAGCAACGGCUGGAGCAACAGCAGCAGCAAACGCGGCAGCAGCAGCAACUCACAGCGGUCUAGGAACGCCGCAACAGCAACAGGCUAGCACUGAAGAUGCAGCAGCAGCGGCAAGACCAGCAGCAGCAGAAGCAGCAGCAACAUUGGCGGAAGCAGCAACAGCGGUGGCAGCGGAAACUCCAGCGGCAACAGCAGCAGCAGCAGAUGCAACAGCAGCAACCAUAGUAGCAGCAGCAGCAGAUGCAGAUGCUGAAGCUAAGAUGCUGGGAUAUGCGGAAAUGGACACAGACUGCGGCAAAGAUCAGCAGCAGCAGCAAGAGCAGAAGCAGGAAAUUGAUUCCAAAGAGGACUUGGAAGUGGAAAUAGACAAUGAGUUGGAGGAGCUGGAGACAGUUGAAAGCAAAGGACCUCAGCAGCAGCAGCAGCAGCAACCGCAGCAGCAGCAGCAGGAGCAGCAGGAGCAGCAGCAGGAGCAGCAGCAGCAGCAGCAGGAGCAACCGCCGACGCGGCAGCAGCAACAGGAGGAGCAGCAGGUCCAGCCGCAGGCGGAAAACCGGCAGCAGCAGCAGCAGACACAGCCGCAAGGCGCACAAGAGCCACAGCAGCAAGGGCAGCAGCAGCAGGAGGAGCUGCAGCAGCAGCAACAGGAGCUGCAGCAGCAGCAGCAGCAGCUGCAGCUGUGGCAGGAUACUGAGGGUGGCUGGAUGGAGACAGAAGCAGAAAACCUGACAUGGCGUUUAGUUCGCCUUGCGCAGGAAAAGAGGCACAUCCUCAAGGACCUUAUCUUGGCGGUCUCUUCAGAGCGGCGGCCGGCGCUGCAAGAAUGGGCACAAGCUGAGGACAAGAUGGUGCAGCUGUACAUUCGUCAGUCGGCGCUGCACGCGCUGGACACGCGGCACACGUACACGCUGGCGGAGCAGGCGUUGGACGUGCUGCAGCUGCGG